This is a messenger RNA of Mercenaria mercenaria, 3234 nucleotides long. RefSeq names its product protein Star-like. The record is from RefSeq and is a predicted model, not a curated record. The transcript has 3 exons. The coding region runs from base 1278 to 2222 and encodes 314 amino acids. NCBI's taxonomy places the organism in Eukaryota, Metazoa, Mollusca, Bivalvia, Venerida, Veneridae.
AGGACGACCCUCCACAUAUUCCAUACGUUAUAGUGAUACUUCGCAAUUUUCAGUUAAUGCAACAUCUCAAAAAUGUUGCCUCUUCAAACCUUAUCAAUACAGCAGCGUAUGUACAGCUUAGAGCAUGAUAAACACAGACAAAGCAAAUCAUAUAGACAACAAGCUUAAACAUACAAAUAAAGUAUCAUUGUGCAGCAACGCCUACAAAUCAACGUUGGUGUGUUUACACCAGUGUAUUCGGCAAAAUAUUUGAACUAUAUAUCCCUUACAUGUUCCAAAGUUAUAGAAAGUAUUCAUAAAUGUUACCCUCGAGAGCUGAUGACAAACGUAAAACUGUUUGUGUAAAUACUUCUGGUCCUUUAGGAUUAUGGAAUCCAUUUAAUAUUAUCAUUAAAAAAUUCCGCUUAAGCUUGUGCUAGGGGGUGUGAAGGCUGUUUCACAUGUCUUUACGUCUCAUGAACAAACGCACUCUGUCCUAGUCCUAUUAUUUUGCUUAGUUACGUUCUUUGCAUUCACAGAAUCUUCUUAGGGCCUUUAUUAACGGAUCAUUUACGCAUGUACUCCAUGUCGAUGCAGAAAGCAGAACAACAGUAGAACAUGAUUAAGGAAGCGACGAAUCAAACAAAUGUCAGACCAGCUCAGUUCCAAUGGACUACAUAUCAUUACAUCUUCUGUCUCUUUCGUUAGACCGAUCAAAAAGUAAAGUGUAGCCAGUUAUAAGACUGGACACCUUGCAUGAACCAUGAACAAUAUCCCCAAAUGCCAUAUCCUCUUGCAAUAAAACAUUUUAUUAUUAUACCAAACACAUCAACAGGCAUUAUCGCAAUAAAAUUUACGUUUCAAAGCUGUUUAUGCAUCAGAAACAGCAUUAUAUCGACUACAACAUUUAGGUGUUGUUUUUCUUUCUUUUAUUUACAUGGAUAUAAAUACAUUGUGUUAAUUGAGGUUUAUGUGGCUACGCUGUGGUCAGUAUGUGAAAUCAAUCAAUAAAAAAAAACACACAAAAAUACAACAAAAAAAAGAACAAACACUUCAACAUUAUAUAUGCUAUAAGUCUCUAUAUUUCUCAAUGUUUAUUCACGGCGGCCAUUUCAAGUACAAAUGGUCGAUAUUUUAGCCCAACGCCAUCGUCUUUUGUUAUAUGAUACGACCGUUACUUCUCAAAGAAUCUAUACACUCUGGUGCGUGUUACAAUUUUACAAAUAUCUUAUAAUCACAAUACACAUUGACCUAUUUACGUUACUGGGCGUUUGAUCUGUCUUUACAAAAGAAUCACCAUGAUUUCAGAAAAGAGUUUAAUAUUAAUUUCUCGCAAGAUGGGAGUUAAAAAAGAACUGUUGUGGUUUUUAAUAAUCUUAGUGGUGGCAGUCUUGGCAGUUAGGAUAUCAAGACGGACUCAUCUUCCAAAGGAAACAUCGCAGUUGGAAAAUAUAUAUCAUAAAGACAGGAAGGAGUCAGUACAAUUGGAAAAUAUAAAUUAUAUAGACAUAAUGUCAAAACUGAAUAGAGAUAAGAUUGCCUUUAACGAUAGAACAUUGAUAUCUACCGUGAAGAAGUAUUAUGUACAACCUCCGUCUAUGCUGCCAUACAACCUUUCUGAUCCUGAAAUACAGAAUCCGUCACCUGGGCAAACACAGUUCAUAGACGAGUAUUUGAAUCAAAAGCGAAAUGGAUUUUAUGUCGACUGUGGAGCUUUCGAUGGUGAGCAUUUAUCAAACAGUUUGUUUCUUGAACGGUAUCGCAACUGGACUGGGAUUCUUAUUGAACCUAACCCUACAACGUACGGUUUGCUGCGACAGAAACACAGAAAAGCUUAUUCUCUAAAUGCUUGUCUUUCAACAAACAAAUAUCCGUCACUUGAAACAUUUUCCACCGGAAAGAUACAUGUUCUAGGAAAAGUUCUAGACGAUCGAUAUAAAAUGAAAAAAAGAGCAAAAAAUCUGAUCCAGGUGCAGUGUUUCCCACUUUAUACAAUAUUGCUAGCAAUUGGCAAGAUGGAUAUCGAUUAUUUCAGCCUGGAUGUUGAAGGAGCAGAGAGUGGUGUACUUCAUACAAUACCAUGGGACAAACUUAAUAUUAAAAUGUUCUCAAUAGAGCACAACAAAUGGGUUGGAGGGAAACAGCAUUUGAAACGUUAUAUGGACACAAAAGGAUAUGAUUUUGUGAAAGAAAUUCGAGUUAAUGUUGCUCCAGAUUUCAUAUUUGUGAGAAGGAAACUCUAGUGUUGAGCAUAAAAACCUACAACUGACUGGUAAUUGAUGAUUUAAUUUUGCUGAAUUAUAGAUUCACGCUUUCGUAACAGUGGCUGUCAGUUUCCUGGAAGUAACUUAGAGCUCUCAAAAUGUUGUGGGAAAACAAGCAUGGCAAUUGUUUCAAUAUUAUUGUAAUUUUGAUGAACAUAUUUCAAGGCCGUAUUCUACUUUAAACAAGUUUUUGUCAGAACAUUUUGACAGAAACAAUUAAUUUUAUGUAUAUACAUGUAUAAUGGUGUUGGUAUGUAUUAUUUAUGUACUGGUAAUUUCAUCAAACAUCAAACCAAGUGUUUCGUUAUAUGUCGGCUAUAAACAAUUCAGUAAAAUUAGAACAGAACAGAACAGAACAAACACUUUAUUUAUAAAUAUAAAUUGAACAUUUACAGUUCGUCGUUACAUGCGAACAAUAUUACAUGUAACAGGGUAUUAUUUAAUUCUAGACUUAUUAUUAAAUAUAGACUUCAGAUGUUUGACUUUUUCAACAGACUAUAACUGGUAUUUCUUAUAUAAUUAUAGUGGUAAUUGUGAAAGAGGAGUCCCUCUAUUAAUACUUACUAGCUGACAAUAAUGCUGGAAUUUAUAUGUUUUCCUAUAGUCUAUAGCGUGAAGAUUAGUCGAAAACACAAAGCAACUGCUUAUUGUCCGCCGUUCUUUCCCGUUCAUACGCAUUGUUAUAAGGACAUCGAGUCGUCAUUUACCCAGCUUUCCCGAGCUCUCUUAUACGGUAGAUAACUCCUUUAGUCUUGAUCUCCAAAGAGUGUAUAAGUAAUGGGACAUCCUCCAUUGCAUGUUGUUAGACGUACUGGAACGGCUACGUUUGAUAUUCCUAGAACACUUACCUGUAUUUAGGAGUAAGGCUAACUUAGACCUUCCGGCAGUAAUUGGCCUGCAUUGGUCAGUCAUAACUUAGCAAAUAUAAUAGACGUUCCUGAACGUCUUACCCGCUCAUACGAGUUAUACAUUCUGGAAGGACUAAUGUACA